This is a messenger RNA of Chrysoperla carnea, 755 nucleotides long. Its product is annotated as troponin C, isoallergen Bla g 6.0201-like. Bases 1 to 471 code for a protein of 156 amino acids. NCBI's taxonomy places the organism in Eukaryota, Metazoa, Arthropoda, Insecta, Neuroptera, Chrysopidae. The transcript is spliced from 5 exons. The record is from RefSeq and is a predicted model, not a curated record. Gene Ontology annotation, molecular function: calcium ion binding; enzyme regulator activity.
AUGAUAACACGUGAAGAACUUAACAAAGAACAAAUUGCCCUCCUUAAAAAUGCCUUCGACGCAUUUGACCAAGAAAAGAAAGGAUGUAUUGGUACAGUUAUGGUUGGUACAAUCCUUGGAAUGUUGGGUAUUUCACUCACUGAGAAAAUGUUAAAAGAUAUUAUUGAUGAAGUUGAUGAAGACGGUUCUGGUGAAAUUGAAUUUGAAGAAUUCGUUACCUUAGCUUCUAAAUUCUUAAUUGAAGAAGAUGCAGGUGCAAUGCAAGCUGAACUUAAAGAAGCUUUCAGAUUAUACGACAGAGAAGGUAAUGGUUACAUCACAACAGCUGUUUUAAGAGAAAUCUUAAAAGAAUUAGAUGAUAAAAUUACAGCUGAAGAUUUAGACAUGAUGAUUGAAGAAAUUGAUUCUGAUGGUUCCGGUACCGUUGAUUUCGAUGAAUUCAUGGAAGUCAUGACUGGUGGUGAUGAUUAAUCAUAAAGAAGAUAUAAUCUUAUAAAUGAAUUCUUUCUACAAUUUUUGCACUAAGAAAAUUAAACAUGUGAUAACCAAAUAAUAAAAUUAUGUCCGUCUUAUAAUAAUUAUAAUAAUAUCUACACCAUUUUAUAUUUAUUGAAAAACACUAAUUAAAUACGUAAUUAUUAUAAAUCACUUCAUUCAACUCCUACUCGUAUGUAGUAGGUACCUCUACCCGUAUUGUUGGGUACAAGAAAUUGGACACCUUCUUCUAUGCAGUUUAAUAAUUUAAUUUAUUUAUU